CAUGUGUUUGAGUUACUGCUAGCGACUCCACACGUCAAAAAAAGACAAACACCAACUCUGGCAAUAAUAAAAGUUUAUCGAUGAACAGACUAAUGAGGCGUGAGGGAUGUUUUUAUAUCUGAACCUCUGAGCGGCGGAGACACCGAGUUAAAAAUUCAUGUCGGUGCGUUUUGAGUCGUAGGUGAGGGCAAGUGACUUUGUUGUUUUUUUGGUCUUGGGUUUUUAUGAUUAUCAUCGUACAUGUUUUUACUCAAACGGAGCGCAAACUUAUGACAUUUGACACAGCCUGGGAGCGGGGCUGCAAAUGGGCGGCAUAGGUGGCAACCUCUACCUCAGCAUGUUGAAUGGGACUGAAACGCAAACUUUCGGAAAGAACGCCGACAUCAGCAGUCACUUCCACCGCGGCGGCAAGGAUCUAGCCGAGUUCAAAAUGGGGAUUCAGGACGCGAGGUUUUACUACUCGGACUCUGUUCAGAGCGGGCAGGACGCGCUGCCGCUGCCCUACCACUCGGACCAGGCGGUAGGAGGAUACGGAGCGCAACCCGGCAGGUUUUACGCACAGACCCUCAGCAGCUGCCCGUACGGCGGCGUGCGCUCUCCGCCGAGAAGCGGAGCCGGGCAGGCUUACAUCCCGACGGCAGGAGACGGGUUUCCCACGGGCGGUAAAGACGUGUACUCCCCUUCACCGGAGAAUUACCCAGCGAGCUUUCAGCACGGGUUCCAGCGGCAGCCUCUCUACCCUUUACCUGGGCUACAGGUGUGCGGGAAGACUCAGGCUCUGCUCAAUAACUACCCACUGUGGGCCAAGUUCCACAAGUUCCAAACCGAGAUGAUAAUCACCAAGCAGGGGAGGAGGAUGUUCCCCUUUCUGAGCUUCAAUAUCAGCGUUCUGGAUCCUACUGCCCACUAUAACGUCUAUGUGGACGUCGUUCUAGCUGAUCAGCACCACUGGAGAUACCAGGGCGGCAAGUGGGUCCAGUGUGGGAAGGCAGAAGGGAACAUGCCAGGGAACAGGAUGUACAUGCACCCCGACUCUCCCAACACAGGAGCUCACUGGAUGAGACAAGAGGUGUCGUUUAGCAAGCUCAAGCUCACCAACAACAAGGGAAGCACCAACAAUGUGGCACAGAUGAUCGUUCUCCAGUCCCUCCAUAAAUACCAGCCUCGUCUUCACAUCGUGCAGGUGAAGGAGGAUGGCACGGAGGACCCCUUCCUCUCUUCUAAAGCUCAGACGUUCAUCUUCCCGGAGACUCAGUUCAUCGCUGUUACUGCUUAUCAAAAUGCAGAUAUCACUCAGCUGAAAAUAGACCAUAACCCGUUCGCUAAAGGUUUCCGUGACAAUUACGACACGCUGUACGCUCCUCCCGACUCUGAUCGCUUCACCCCCUCCCCUACAGAGGGCCAGCAGCUGCUACCAGGGAGCUGCUACCCCCAAGGCUACCUCUCUGAACAGUACAUGAGCCCCCUGCCCCAGAGCCGCUUCUAUGGCCGCGAGCACAUUGGUAUGGGCCAGCAGCACAAAGACCCAUCCGCAACCCCCGGUCCCCACAGCCGCUGGUACCUGUCACCUCAGCAAGGCGUGGCUCCAAAUCGGCUUGACUUCGCUUCCUCCUAUGAGGGGGACUUCUCUGGAAAUGGUUUCUACAAGCCCUUCCCCUUGCAGACAUCUGCUCACCAUGCUCUCAGCUACUAUUCAGAUCAUCCGUUUGCAUCUACAAGCGUGUCUGUAUCAGGAGCCGCUUCAGCAGGUUGGAGCGCCAGCCGGCCCACCCCACAGUACCUCGGUCACCCCACUAAACCCGGCCCCACUCUUGGGUGGUUUCGACCCAUAUCAUCCUCCUCUUCCUCCUCCUCAUCUUCGACAUCCCCUGGGAACCCCAGGCUGCACCCUCCUCCACUCCUGGACUCUUUUCAGCCGCCCUUGCUGCAGGACAAGCCCAAAGACACUGUGGGCGUAGUGCAAGAGGAGCCUUGGCUCGAACCACCUUCCGUGAAAUCAGCGGACUCGGGCGACUCUGGCCUGUUUGAGGGAGGUGUGGGUGAAAACAAGAAGAGGAGGGUGUCGCCAUAUACGUCCAGCACUGAAAACUCCCCACCCCCGCGCAGUGGAGAGGUCUGUGAAAAAGACAGCAACAGCGAUGCAGACUAUUAUGGUUAUUACACCCACUGAAGACCUCACACAUUAUCAUGGUCGCCACAGUGUCUCCCAACACCUUCCCACACUGCCCUCAUUGACACAUUUACUGUCUGUCCAGGAUAACGAUGAAGGGCUGGAACAGUCUCUGGUUUCGCUACAGACAAACUGCACAACGUAGAGAAGGACAGUGACCAGCCCCUCGAAGUGUCAGACGACUACAGGAACUUUCAAAGUUAGCGUCAAGGUUGGCGUCGAAAAGAGUGGAAGUGACUGGAACGCUGGCCUAAAGUGACAUAAACACCAAACAGACAUAAAGACCUGUGGCUUAGGCCUUUGAAACAUCUGGAGAUUUGUAAAAAAAAAAACAACGAAACAAAAAAAAAAAAAGAUGUGCAUAUCUGCUUGCUGACAGACGCCUGCAGCAAUUGUCUGUUCUUUCUGCAUCAAACACUCUCACCAUGUCUCCUUUGGUCUCAUCUACAUCAGUUCUCACCAUCAACCAUUCACACAUCUUUGCAAUAUGUUCAUGUUCGUUUCCCAUCACGAUUCUGAGCAGAAAUUAUGGCUUUUCACAGUGUCCUCUAUCUAAUUAGCGCAACACCACCUAGUGGCCACAGUGAAGCGCUGUAGGCCAUGGAGUGACAGCAGGCUUGUGUUCUAGAAGGGGAACCUUCCUCAUACAUAUUAGCCCAACAUUUUCUGUGUGUUCCUCUACAUCUGCCGAGAUUUUUCCAACCACGGCGAAAAUCGCAGGUCCAACAUAUCUUACUGGUUUGAAAGCAAAGCUGUUUAAGUAAUAUUUAAUGUUAAAAGUUAUUAAAUUUAUUGUGACACCUCUUUGUACUUUACUGUAACCCUGUAUGCCACUCUAAGUCCAAACCCAGACGCAGGUAAUACAGAACCACCUUCAUCAAUUUCAGUAACUGAUCAGCCCACCAGGACGUGGUUCACUUUGUCAAACAUUAGUAAGCUGAAUUUUGGGGGGAGUAUUAUAAAAGAGUUUGUGCUCAUGCAUCUGCACUACCCACAGUUCAUUUCCUAGUCGUUGGAUUCCUCAAUUAAGAUGGAGAUGUUUUCUGUCCUGUAUUGUUUUCUCACUGUACACUGACUCCAAAUUAACAAAAUUCCCCAAUUUGAGGAAUUCCUGCUGAUGCAAACACUGUUUUGAGGGUUUCGCAGGAUGUAGCAGCCGAGAUCUGCAUGGUUUACAAAGUGUUGUACUGACUCUGGCUGAAUUUUUCCCAUGAGUUCAUUUGGGAUUUCUAUUGAGUUUGCAGUGUGCAUGUAGGUCUUAAAGCAAGAUACUGACCUCUCAAUGCACUGUGAAGCAAUAUUCUAAUAAGUGGGGCCAUAUUUUGUCUGUAGCAUGCUCAUGGGAACACAUAUUGCAGGGUAUUUCCAAUCGGUUCAAAUUAUUCCCCUGAAACCAAUCAACACAACAGUGCCAUCAAGGUUUUUGGUUUAAAUGAUACCAGAAACGCCAUUAUGGCUUAUGUUGCAUAUUGGAAAAACCUCAAAAGGUACAUAAGCAUUAAACUCUUUAUGUUUAACUAAACAAAUUGCCAUGUUUUCCAUAUAACAGUGUCAUAAUUUUGAGGAUCUGGGU
Neolamprologus brichardi is the source of this 3743-nucleotide messenger RNA. RefSeq names its product T-box transcription factor 21 (gene tbx21). Gene Ontology annotation, biological process: regulation of transcription by RNA polymerase II; cell fate specification; positive regulation of DNA-templated transcription. The record is from RefSeq and is a predicted model, not a curated record. Gene Ontology annotation, molecular function: DNA-binding transcription factor activity, RNA polymerase II-specific; RNA polymerase II cis-regulatory region sequence-specific DNA binding. Gene Ontology annotation, cellular component: nucleus; chromatin. Lineage: Eukaryota; Metazoa; Chordata; Actinopteri; Cichliformes; Cichlidae.